AUGAGCAGCGAAGGUGGCUCGCAAGAUGGUGCAAAAGUUUACUAUGCAGUUGACGGAAACUUAACAAAUUUGGCGCAUACCACCAACACUUUAAGGUAUUCGGAAUGGUUUGUGGUCGACCUCAUAAAUGCCUACCAGGUUCAAUAUAUCACAUUGUACAACAGGAAAAACUGCUCCCGCGAUUGUUUGAAUACAUCGAUUCGUGGGAAUUAUGAUCUGUGUGGGAUAGGUCCUGACCUCAAAUAUGCAGUUGCCUUUCAGCCAUUCAACGUCACGUGUAAUAACAGAAAUAAAUUCUCGAGAUUCGUCAUCAUACAGCAGUCCUUACAAAUCGAACAAGCUUACAAUACUUCAGAUCGCUACGUGCAUUUUUCUGAGCUGGAAGUCUACGCCGAUGACACAAUCCUGCAGUAUAACAACGUGGCCCUUAGAAAGCCAGCUUACAUGUCGAGCUUCAACUCCUCAGCCUGCUCUCCAAACAACUGCCUCGAUGGCGAAAAGACUACCUACUGCCUCCUAGCGCACAGUCCUUCGUCUUCAACCAUCGAGGAAUGGUUCGUAGUCGAUCUGAAGCGACAGUACCAGGUGCAGUAUGUUGCUCUCUACGCCCGUACUGAUUGCUGCUCAUUCGUUAUGGACUACUUUGUGGUAGGACUGGCGAACAAGUUCAACACGAGCGUCAACGCCGUCAACAGGGGCACGUACGAUCCCUGCGGAAGCUGGGCCACCACCGUCAAUCUCACCAUACAGCCAAUGAGAGUCGAGUGUCGAAAUAAAAAUAAUUACUACAGAUAUGUCAUCAUCCAACAAGAUGCGAGCAACAAAGCCAUCAAUAUGACUUUUGCCGAACUGGAGGUUUAUGGAGUGGAGAGCCCUGUGUAUAAUUACAAAGGUUGCUACGAGUCCUUUCAAGUGCAGUCUAUAUUUUACGAGUUCUCAUCUCUGGAUGUUUGUGUCAACCUCUGCAAAGAUUCUAAAACUCUCUACGCCACGAUCAAGGACUCUCUCUGUCUUUGUGGCACUUCAUCCGAUCUUCUUCCGUCUUCUUCCUGUUUUGAAAACUGUGACGGAAGUGGGAUCUGUCCGGAAACAAGUUUUUACGCUGUUUACACAACCUCGAUAAGCCCGGGCUACAUGGGUUGCUACACGGAUGUUGAUUAUGUCGAUAGUAACAGUGCCUCUUCAAGAACUAUUGAAAACUGCUUCCAAUAUUGCCUCGGAAAGAACUUCUCGUACGCGAAUCUCCAGAAUUCUAGGGAAUGUUACUGCGGAUAUCUGAUCGGGAACCAUGCACUGGCGUCCAACUGUGGUUGCAACAGUUACUGCGAUGGUAACGCGGCUGAAAUGUGUGGCGGUGUCGCAAGAAAAAACAGCUACUCUCGUAAAUAA
This is a messenger RNA of Helobdella robusta, 1389 nucleotides long. RefSeq lists its product as hypothetical. NCBI's taxonomy places the organism in Eukaryota, Metazoa, Annelida, Clitellata, Rhynchobdellida, Glossiphoniidae. Bases 1 to 1389 code for a protein of 462 amino acids. The transcript is spliced from 8 exons. The record is from RefSeq and is a predicted model, not a curated record.